UAUAAUUUCUUGCGACCUGUGUAAUCCUUGUUUCCCUGCUGUUUUCCAUCCUCCUGUCUCACUGUCUGCCACAAGUACCUUGUGAUUCCUUCCUUGUAUUCUUCUUUAUCUGUCCCUUUGUUCCUGUUGUUGCUUAAUAUUUCCGAAGUCUAUACAAUCAAUACAUCGACUACAGUACUUGUCUUUUCUUGAGCAAACAUCAUAAACAAAAUAUCUGCCAGUCGACGUACUCGACAGCUCUUUAAACAGCUUGACACUAAGUGGACUAAAUAUGCCGUGCGCUGCGACUUUUCCUUUAAAAGAAAGAUUAGUCCCGGAUUAUCAGACACACGUCAAAUCUAAAUGAUAACAUUCAUAAGCAGAAUUUGUUCACGUAAUAUUCCUGUCUGUGAGGAAAACAAAACGGUGGUCGUUUGAGAAGGUUCUUCUGCACUCUUAAUACACAAACAUAAAACUGUGAUGGUGAUGAAUUCAGAGAAUAUUGGGAACAUUUUGUAAAAAGUAUUCUUGUGUGUGUGUGAACGUUUGGAUUUCUUAGACAUCAUGUACAGAUCAAAAUGGCAUCAGCGGAUGGGAAAUAUCUACCAAGGAGGGAUCUCCGGCAAGCUCAACGGACCUAUGAGUUUCCCCAACGAGGGACCUCGCUAUCUCUCCACCCGCAUGAACGGCCGCGGGUACUGGAACAGUGGCGAAGACAGAAUCGUCAGAGACUUUGAGCGAAAUUACACGGAUGAACAAGCACCCUCGUCUUUUGGAAGAAGGCUCAGAGGAGGAGGAGGAGGAGGAGUAGGAGGAGGAGGAGGAGGAGGAGGAGGCAGGGGAGGGGGAGGUGGAGGGACAGAAUGGGAUGGCAGAGACAGAGGAGAAAACAACUGGGGGUCUUGGAGAAGUGGUUUGUUCGGUCAGCAAGCCGUGCAGGAUGGUUAUGUAAACUCGGCCUUCCAGCCACACCCAGAGACUUUGGACGAACUUCCAGAGGCAGAUUACGGCUCUGACAGUGACUUCUCAGAAGAUUACCCAGUGUCCAGCAGUCAUCCUACACCAGAGGCCACCCUACAUCCAACCAACAAGAGCAAAAAACCCGAAUCUCAAUCAAAGACAGCAAAAGAAAGAACAGAAAUACCCGGAUCUUCAGAUCAACAAUCAAAUCCCAAGAAGCAGACAACAAAAGUCUGGGAUGUUUUCGUGACGAAAGCAGGAGGCCUCUUCCAGUCGCACUCCGAUGGACAUUCUGCUGAGUCUGCCGCCGUCUUUCUAAAAAUAUUAAUCUCUAUCUUCUUCUUCGUGUUCGUGCUGUGCUCAGCCGUGGCCUCAAAGACAAGUCUGCUGCUCACAACAUACUAUCUCAGACCUAGAGUCAACGGCUGGCAGAAUCAUGCAUACAGAGCAGACCUGUUUUACACCAGGCAGCCUGGACUCAGGCUCAUCAAAGCCACGCCUGACAUCGAUGUGAAAUGGAUUUGGGCCGCCAUCUUGAUUGUUGUGGCUCCGUAUUUGUUCACGUUCUGCUCUUCUUUGUGGAAGGUUAUCUUCAAGACUACAGGGAAACUCUCGUGUGGAGCGCUGUUUGUGUCAUUCCUCCAGCACUCCGCUCACUCGUUCAGCCUGUGCUCCAUCGUUUUCUACAUCCUGCCUCGUCACGACCCGAUACUCAGCAGCGUUUUGAUGACGUCAGUCGUCUCUAUUCCGUCCCUGCUCAGGAUCUUUGCGCCCAGAAAUCUAGGCAAUGAUGAGAUAAUCGACGACAACUCAACCAACAAAGGGCAAUGGAAAGUGAUAGCAAAAAGAAUCUUUGAUGUUCUUGCCUCACUGGUUCAGCUGGCAGUAGUCGCACUCUGGGCGUACAAGGAGUACUCUUUAACACACGAUGUUACCAUGGUUACACUGGUAGUGGUCUCCUUGUUGAUAGUUUCCAUUGACAACUGGGAGAAUUACGUCACGUCCACUCGGAAUCUGAAUCCGCAAACACAGAAAACAUUUCUGUCUCGGCUCCGCAAAAAACUUCGGAAGCGUCGCACACGGGUGACUCUACUCAUGAGUUUGUGGAAGAUCAUCUUUACUGUCGUGUAUGCCGCAGUCUUCUUCGCUGGUCGUAGUGAGGGUUGUUUGAGGGUGUUCUUCUUCCUGGACGACCGUGCUUCCGGAUGCAGUCUGCUCCACCAAGAGUCCCAUCUCGCGGACAAUAAACCAACGCUUGACGCCGCGGGAUGUAGUUCUGCUCUCCCCUUCUUUGUGGCCGCGCUGAACAUCGUCUGUAGUGUUAUAUGCUACAAGGUGGGCAAGUCCGCGUGCAAAGUGUUACUUCAAUCUCCUUGCUUCGCUCUGCCCCUCAGCCUGGUCACCCCAGUGACCUUCGGCCUUUUGUGCCUCUCAUACACCAGGUCCGGGGACAUAGAGGCUUUCUUUGGCUGUGCCGCCUCUUGGGCCUACAACGUUCAUAACGUCUCCUUGGCAACGCAUCUAGACAACUUGUUCGAGUACCAUUGGGUGGCAUUGGGCGUGGCUUCCUACUUCACAUUCCUCUACGUCACUGGUCACGUGUGGAGGUCACGGGCAGAGAGAAUGGCACGAACGGAAAAACUGUUUGUGAACCCCUUGUACUGCGGUAUUCUCGUGGAGCAGUCCAUCAUGGGUAACAGAAGACGGGAUGAUUACGAACCACGUGAUCAGAAGUCCACCGCGACCUGGGAACAAGAGCAAGGCGAUGACGUAGGUGACCUUGACCUAGCCACGGCUCGAACCAAACUCCGCCGUGACACCACGCCGGUCAUCUACAUCUGUGCCACCAUGUGGCAUGAGACAGAGAACGAGAUGGUGCAGAUGCUGAAAUCUAUCUUUAGACUGGACAGUGAUCAGAGUGCUAGGCGGAACGCUCAACUGUUUUUCAACAUCAGAGAUCCUGACUACUAUGAAUUUGAGGCUCACAUUUUCUUCGACGAUGCCUUUGAGGCUCACUCUGAUGGCAGCGAGAACGACUUCAGCGUGAAUAGCUACGUCAAGUUGCUCGUCAGCGUGAUCGACACAGCGGCCAGCGCCGUCCACGACACGAUAGUGCGCAUCCCUCCGCCCACCCGGAUCUCCACGCCGUACGGCGGCAGGCUUCAGUGGCGCCUUCCUGGAGGGAACACCAUAGUGGCACACCUCAAGGACAAGGCUUUCAUACGUCACAGAAAGAGGUGGAGUCAGGUGAUGUACAUGUACUACUUCCUGGGGUACCAGCUCAUGUCAGAAAAGAUCAAACUGGCAGCCAAACGGGUCAGAGCUGACCACACAUUUAUACUGGCACUGGAUGGUGACGUAGAUUUCCAACCCGAAGCAGUCAAGAUUCUGGUGGACAGAAUGAGAAAAAACCCGGGGCUGGGAGCGGCUUGUGGAAGGAUACAUCCCAUUGGAUCUGAGGCUCCGCCCUGAUGGACGACAAUGUCAUGAAGACAUACACAACUCCGCCCACCGAGCCCCGCCACUAUGUGCAGUACGACCAAGGCGAGGACCGCUGGCUAUGUACACUACUGCUACAACAAGGCUACCGGGUGGAGUAUUGCGCCGCCUCUGACUCGUUCACAUACGCCCCUGAAGGCUUUCAGGAGUUCUUCAAUCAACGUCGCCGCUGGACACCCUCAACCAUAGCCAAUAUCCUUGACCUGUUACAGGAUUGGAGAUCGACCACAAAAAACAACCAAGACAUCACAAUACUAUACAUCUUUUACCAGCUCUUCCUGUUUGUGUCAAGUAUCAUCACCCCUGGAACAAUCUUCCUUCUGAUUCUGAGCGCCAUCUCCUCUGCAUAUCCCGACAUCCCUCUGUACUCCUCGCUGCUGAUCAACUUGCUACCUGUGGCAUUGUUUGUUGUCUUAUGCUUCAAGACCUCCUCGGAAACUCAACUCGCCUACGCCGGCGUGGUAUCCAUAGUGUACACGAUGUUGAUGAUGCUGGUGCUGGUGGGCCUGAUCCGACAGGCAGCCAUGUACGGCUUCUGCUCUGUCUCCACCAUCUUCCUCGUCGUCGUCAUCUCCAUCUUCGUCACCACGGCUCUUCUACACCCCAUGGAACUCACCUGCCUCUUCCACGGGUUCCUGUACUUUCUCUGUAUCCCCUCUAUGUCCAUGAUGCUGAUGAUCUACUCCCUGGCCAACCUGCAUGUUGUCUCCUGGGGGACCAGAGAGGCCAAACCGGCAGCGGGAGCUGCUCAGGCACAGGCUCAGAGCACAGAGGCAAAAAAGCACAGUGGAGUCUUAGGAGAGUUACUUUCCAAGCUGACUGACAGCACCAACACUACUUCCGACUACACGUUUUCUUUUGGCAACCUGUUCCGGUGUCUGUGUUGUCCACGAGAGGACGUCAAAACCGAAGAUUUGAGGUUCAAGGCCAUUCUAGAACGACUUGACCAUCUGGAUACACGAAUGUCGACCUGGGAACCUGGACAAAAACAGGAAGAGGGAAAUCCCAGAAAAUCAGACGAAUCGCAGACUUCGACAGAAAUUGUGGAAGUGACCAAAGAGACCACAGCUUUGAGUGCAAGUACACAGAAAAAACCUGAACAAAAGAAUCCCAUGUCGUGGAUCGAGGACACAGCUUUGGGAAAAGGAGCUUUAGAGCGUAUUGACGAGGAAGAGACGGAUUUCUGGCACCAGCUCAUUAAGCAGUACUUGUACCCAAUGGAGAAGGACGAAAACCACCAGCGACAGGUCUCUGAAGGGCUUCUGGAAUUAAGGAACAAAGUCUGCCUGGCUUUUCUGGCUACGAAUUCCCUGUUCGUCAUUCUGGUGUAUACACUCCAGUCCAUAUCAGCGUCCACCACUAACCUUUCUAUCAGGAUUCCGUGUGACGUAGAAGCCUUCGAAGGUGAGAAAAUUGAGCCAGUCAGCGUGACGUUUACUCUCGUCUUCGGCAUCUUGUUGGGGAUGCAGUUCUUGGCAAUGCUGUUCCACCGAUACUCCACCCUCCUGCACAUUGUGGCUAUUACAGAGAUAAAGGUGAAGAAGUUCGCCAAAUUCAUGAGGUUUCGCCAAGAGGAAGACGCAGGCUCGCCCACUGUGGAGGAGACGAUCAACCUUGUGCGACAGAUGCAGAAGCUCCAGUCAACUGAUGAAACGUCUUCUUUGGCCCCAGUGAUCCCAGAAGAAGACUAUGACCUCGGGAGUGAUGAUGAUGAAACGGGGAACGAGCUGGAUGACAGUUUCCAAAAGGCGGGUAGACGGAGAAGAUCAAGCCAGGUUUUGUGGGGCCGACUCGACGCCAGAGCCCGUGCCCCUAAGACUCCCCAGACUCUGUCCAGGAACUUCAUGAGGCGCUAUCGAACUCUGGCCCACCAGAUGCGAAAUGAGAGUGUCUCAGAGGCAUCUCCUGAUCAGGUGCAGGCUGAAAUGAAACAGAAAUUCAAGGGCCUCAAGAAAAAGAAUCUCUCCACCAUUGUCAAAAUGUCACGCAACAACCAGGCCAAAGACCACAUCAUUAAAAGAUCAGAAGAGGUGAGGGCCAAGUGGAAGAAAGGCCUUCAGAAGAUCACAGGUACGACGUUCUUGAACAUUGUUCUGGAAGCCACGAAAAAGAAGAAAGCCCAGGAGCUCGCGUCUGCUAUAGAGGAAACCGCCGGAUCUCACCGGAGCGUCAGUGGCUCUGUCAGAAACUCUUACGCUGGCGGCAACAGGGGAGCCAGCGUGGGAGGAAGUAUGAAGAGCUCGACAAGUUAUAACAACAAAAACAACAAGAGCAACGGUGGUAGUGCCAGCAGUCGGAGGAACAUGGACACCAAUGACACAAAUAACGGAGCAGAUAAAGAACUGUCUUUCAUAGAACGACUCAGAAAUCUCUAUCAAGACGACCCAAACAGAGCUAGAGAUAAGGCGACGAAUUCAGUGCGAUUCGUCAGCGAGGAUCCUAAUGAUAUGGAGUCCGGCAGGUUAGAUCGAGGAGAAAAUUUACCAUUUGAAAGCUCUCAGUACCUUGGGCAUGACGCCAAUGACGUAGGAGAUACGUCAGCAGAGAGUCCAGUCUUCUCCUUCAACCCGCCGUCCGUCAUUGUGACCAAACACGAUCAAUAUUAACCUGGCCAGUUAAAGGUACGCUUUUGUCGAGGUGCAUCUUUCACAUGACCUUUCGAAGUCAAAAGUCGUUUCCUGAUUUCAUUCGGCAUCCAGAUGUUUAAUCAGCUAUCGAUUUCCAAAGAGAAAAAUACAGCAGUCUCGGCUUUCUGCUUUGGCAAAGUCGUAUUAUACAAUUAUAUUUAUAUAUUCUUGACAGUUUGCUUUCAAAAUGUUCCCAACCUUGUUGCCCUUCAUAGGCUACUCCAAAAACUCAAGAAAGUCAUGGAAUAAGAUUAGACUGAACAUGCACAAAACUUGACAAGAACAGUCAGAAAAUAUCAUUAAUAGAAAAUUUACAGAAAUUUGGGUAAGGUAAUUUUUAGUGUAUUUUAGUCUCCCGGUUUGCACAAUUUUGUAUAUAAAUGUUUUACUGUGAUAUCGAUUGGUACUUAACCCUUGUAAGUAAUGACUCAUAUUUGUCUUCUUUUAACUAUGUGUACAUACCAUUUUGAGAUCCAUUUGCGCCUUUAUAUGUUUGUGUGUCUCUGUAUUGCUUGUCUAGUGUGAACAAAUUUGAAUCAGAAAAAGCUUUUGCAAAGUUUUAGGGAUGAGAUGCUUUUUAGAUUGUCAUCUCUCAUGAAACAUUCUAAAAAUUAACGUUCCUUAAAGCAGAAAGGUAUUUUGUUCCACUGUGUACCUUAAUCUGGGUGUUGAGAGGGUAUCAGGGAAAAUAAAGGAUACGGGGAUGAGGGUCCUUUACAUUUGAGAUAGGCAGUGUACAUUAAACUGUAGAACAUAGUGAAAGUAAUUACAUGUACAUACCAUUAUUACAAGACAACUCUUUAAGUAUUGUGGUGAAAGCAUCGCUGGGUCGAUGGUACAAGGUCACGAGUGAGAUGUUACUGAACACAACGGUGGAUUACGAAAUGCACUCACACAAUGAAUCAGUGUAACAGCGCAUUAUUCUCAGUAAUUUUGGCGUAAAGGAUAGACUUACAUGUAUAUUUGUGUUGCAUCGCGGUAAAAUCAGGCGAUUGUCAAAACAAUAAAAUCGAAGAAACUGACUUUUU
Messenger RNA from Aplysia californica (California sea hare), 7093 nucleotides. Its product is annotated as chitin synthase chs-2. Gene Ontology annotation, cellular component: cell septum; cell periphery. The record is from RefSeq and is a predicted model, not a curated record. NCBI's taxonomy places the organism in Eukaryota, Metazoa, Mollusca, Gastropoda, Aplysiida, Aplysiidae. Gene Ontology annotation, molecular function: chitin synthase activity.